Molecule: messenger RNA, 1188 nt
Organism: Gigantopelta aegis
Lineage: Eukaryota; Metazoa; Mollusca; Gastropoda; Neomphalida; Peltospiridae
Product: aminoacyl tRNA synthase complex-interacting multifunctional protein 1-like
Exons: 7
Coding region: 87-977 (296 amino acids)
Molecular function (GO): tRNA binding
Source: RefSeq, a predicted model, not a curated record
UGAAAAUCUGACUUUGCGGAAGUUGCAUGUGUCGUUUCAAUGCAGUUUAUUUACAAACUGGGUAACAUUUCAGAGUGUGUUUAAGAAUGACAUCACCACAGACACUGAACCUCUUGAGGACACAGGCAGAACAGGCGGACAAAAUCAUUGCAGAAUUAACCAGUCAGAUUAGCGUUCUUAAAGAAGCUGCAGUUUCCUAUGUAGGAAAAGAUGAGGCUGCCCGACUACAGAAAGAGAAUGAUAUUCUCAGGAAGGAAGUAGAACAAGCCAAAAUACAACUUGUAAUGGCUGAAAUACAUAAUGGAGUGAGACAAGUGUUUGUGCCAAACCGCAGUGUGUCUACAUCCGCUCCAGAUUCCACCAUGAAAACGGAGACGGUUGAGGAGAAGAAGAAGGAUGACAAACCUAAGAAAGAGAAGAAGCAAGCCCCCAAAGAAAAAAACCCUGCAGCUGCGAAACCUGAUAACAAAGCAGAAGAGACAAUCGAUAUCUCACGGUUAGAUAUGAGAAUUGGGAAGAUUUUGUCGGUGAAAAAACAUCCAGAUGCAGACACACUUUAUGUAGAAGAGGUUGAUAUUGGGGAGGAGAAAAACCGAACGGUUGUUUCUGGAUUAGUCAAGUCUGUACCACUAGAACAAAUGCAAGACCGUCUGGCUGUGUUUAUGUGCAACCUAAAGCCUGCCAAGAUGCGAGGUGUGUUGUCCGAAGGAAUGAUCAUGUGUGCCAGCACCACCCCAGACAAAGUUGAGAUUUUGAUCCCACCAGCAGGGGUGAAACCUGGCGACAGAAUCUCAUUUGAAGGCUAUCCAGGUGAACCAGAUGCAUUGCUUAAUCCAAAGAAGAAAAUAUGGGAGACCCUGAAACCAUUUGUUAAAACUGACGCCAACAAGGUUGCCACCUACAAGGGAGUUCCAUUUAAGGUGGAGGGAAAAGGCAUUGUGGUAGCUGAAACCUUACCUAAUGCACAGAUUUCAUGAUUUCUUUAUGUAACUUACAUUUUCAAGGAAUAAAAACAAUCAAGAAAAAAAAAGUGUCCAUUAAGCAGCAUAUAUAUAUAUAUAUAUAUAUGCACCAGACUAUUUGAACAGAUUUCUUGUACUAAAAAGAGCCUGCAAAAUGUUGUGUACAAAUGUCAGUUUCUGUUUUGACAAGACAACUAUAUUUUAUUAUUAAAGGUGCUAUUAUAAA